Molecule: messenger RNA, 7053 nt
Organism: Periophthalmus magnuspinnatus
Lineage: Eukaryota; Metazoa; Chordata; Actinopteri; Gobiiformes; Gobiidae
Product: sodium-coupled neutral amino acid transporter 3-like
Exons: 16
Coding region: 285-1814 (509 amino acids)
Biological process (GO): asparagine transport; histidine transport; L-glutamine transport
Molecular function (GO): L-asparagine transmembrane transporter activity; L-histidine transmembrane transporter activity; L-glutamine transmembrane transporter activity
Source: RefSeq, a predicted model, not a curated record
ACAAUUGAAAAGCUUUGCACGCGGUAGGCGGACCUUGAGUACUUUUUCACAUCCCACUUUUUGAAGCAAGAUUUACUGGGGAAAAACACAUGACAGGGACGCACUUGGAAGGUUCACGUAGCGGGACACAGCGACGUAAAACGCAGCGCACGCGAGGCAAAAGCGGUGUGGAGAAAUUUGCACUUCUCUGGUGACUUUCCAGAGCGGAUAAAGAGCACAUUAUAAAGGACACCAGACCAGAGCACAAGUAAAAUCUCCCUUGUCGGUUUCCUGACGCUGCAGACAUGAGUGAAGACAAACCCGCAGAGACCCAGGACCCAGGGGCUUUGGAGAUGAACGCCAUCCCCAACGGCAAAGGCCACGACGGGGCCGACGAGAUCUCAGGGUCAGCCAAAGACGAUGGAGAAAAUUCACACAAGGCUGAAAAUUCUGCAUCCAACCUUCCAGAAAGUCAGGAAUUUUUGGCUGUCGACGACAAGAAAACGCCGCGAUUCACAGACUUCGAAGGAAAGACCUCAUUUGGGAUGUCAGUCUUCAACUUGGGGAAUGCCAUUAUGGGGAGUGGGAUUCUGGGACUUGCCUAUGCCAUGGCCAACGCUGGAGUUGUCAUGUUUUUGAUACUUCUCACAGUGGUGGCGGUGCUGUCUUCAUACUCCAUUCAUCUGCUGCUAAAGUGUUCUGGGAUCGUAGGUAUCCGAGCCUACGAGCAGCUGGGCUUCAGAGCGUUUGGGACUCCAGGCAAGAUGGCGGCAGGUAUCGCCAUCACUCUGCAAAACAUCGGAGCCAUGUCCAGUUACCUGUACAUAGUGAAGUAUGAGUUUCCUCUGGUGAUCCAGGCCUUCCUGAAGGUGGACAAGCCCGCAGGGGAGUGGUACCUGAAUGGAAACUACCUGGUGGUGAUCGUGUCCAUAGCAGUGAUUUUACCUCUGGCUCUGAUGAAGCAGCUCGGUUACCUUGGAUACACCAGUGGCUUCUCCCUGAGCUGCAUGGUCUUCUUCCUCAUCGCGGUCAUUUACAAGAAGUUCAACCUCCCGUGCCCAUUCACAGAGUUUGCUUUUAACGGCACAGCUCACAGCCCCAUUCUGAACACCACAGAUCCGGGAGGGGAGGAAGACGACACCUGUGUUCCCAAAAUGGCCAACCUCAACUCUCAAACGGCCUACACCAUCCCCAUCCUGGCCUUUGCCUUCGUGUGUCACCCCGAGGUGCUGCCCAUCUACACAGAGCUGCGCAAUCCCACAAAGAAGAAGAUGCAGCAUGUAGCUAACAUCUCCAUAGCUGUCAUGUAUGUUAUGUAUUUCCUGGCUGCUCUGUUUGGAUACCUCACUUUCUAUGGUGAGGUGGAGGCGGAGCUGCUGCACACAUACAGCCGCAUUGACCCGUACGACACUCUGAUCCUGUGUGUGAGAGUGGCCGUGCUCACAGCUGUUACCCUCACUGUGCCCAUUGUGCUGUUUCCGGUUCGGAGAGCGAUCCAGCAGAUGAUGUUUCCCAAUAAGACGUUUAACUGGCCUCGACACAUCGCCAUAGCCUUAAUCCUGCUCACCUUUAUAAAUCUGCUGGUCAUUUUUGCACCCAACAUCCUAGGCAUCUUUGGAGUCAUAGGUGCCACCUCCGCCCCGUGCCUCAUAUUUAUUUUCCCUGCUGUUUUCUAUAUUCGCAUUGUACCCAAAGAAGAGGAGCCUCUCCGUUCACCUCCCAAAAUACUGGCUGCGUGUUUCGCGGGGCUGGGCUUCUUGUUCAUGAUCAUGAGUCUGAGCUUUAUCAUCAUCGACUGGACUUCAGGGUCGAGCAAAGCCAGCAGCGCCCACUAGACCAGUCUCUCCUUCAGGGUUUUUUUUACUAUUGAAUUUAUGUAGAAACAAAAACGUGUGGAUUUAAUAUUUGUGUCUUUGGUUGUGUCUGCUCUUGGAAAAAGCCCCAUCCUGCCAAAACUGCACAGGCCAGGUUCAAAGUUAUUCAGAGGAGUGGAGGCUGUGCCUUUCAGACAGAGUCCCAUAAUGACUGGUAUAUGUUUGUGUGCGUGUGUGUUUUACAGUAAGCUUUUAUCGCCAACUACUCGGAUCGGGAUCGGUUUGAGUUGGUCAGAACGCUUCAAAUAACUUCUUGAUUUAUGAUUUUCAGAUAUAUAUUUUCUUUACCUCCGCCAAGAAUGUUGUGUCAAGGUUUGUUAGUUACUUUGCCUGAAAGAGGAAGUGUAAGACAAAAGGUUGUGUUUUGAUGAGUGUUAGAAAAGCACAUAAAAGCUCACAAUGCAACUUUUCUGGUGGUCUCCAAGGAGAUUAUUGCUUAUCUUGAGAUGUUCUACAGUAUGGCAUAUACAUCUUGGAUUAAUUCAGUUACAGAUGUCUUUAUUACAACAAAAAAUGACUUGGAAAAACAUGCAGGUUUUUACGAUGUCACCUGCUUGUCUCUAUGGAGAUAAGUUAAAUGCCAUAUUGUGGAACCUUCUAGCAGUCACAGUCCCUUCACAAGAAGAGUUACAUGGUGCACGUUUAAUAGUACAUGGAAUAAAUAGGGUGAAUUUUGGUUAGAAUAGGAAACUUUUACUUCAGAAUCAUCUUUAUCAUCGCAAAAUAACUGAUGAGUUUUAUGAGUUUGAAAAAUACAAGCAAGACAUGAGCAAGAAAAUGUGUCAACUGUAAUGAUAUGAAAGUUAUACGUUUUAUAUGGGACAAACUAUUGAUUAGACCUGGUUUAGUCCUUGGUUAGACCUGGUGUAUUUCAGCUCUUCUGGGAUAUACCUGGUCUAGUCGUCAGUAUGUAUUAAAAUGGCCCUGAGGUGAGAGCAGUGACUAAACCAGGUGAUGAGUGUGGGAGAGUGAAGGAGGACUUACUCAAAUCAAGCAGCUGGUUGUAAUAUAAAUCAGUACAUGAAACAUUCCUAUAGAUUGUAAAUUGACUUGCCGAUAUUGCUCCACCAAUAUGGAAGUAUAGUUGGAAUGAUGGAUGGAAUUGCAAUGCCUUGGUGGAGGUCCUUAUAGUUAACAUUGCAGUUUUAAAUUAUUCAUAUAAACCAUAUCAAGUCUAACGCACAGAUAGGAAGAAACUGCUAUUUUACUAACAUGUCUAUUUUGAGUAUGGGAGGUGUUAGCCGUCUCAUCUCCUAGAAACACUGAUGCGCUGCAGGUGGCAAAAAUAUUAUUUUUACCAUAACAUUCCUACCUUCAAAUGAAAUUAUAAUCUAGAUGUCUAUUUUGAAUCAUCUCUACAUGAAGCUAACCUCAGAAGAUGCAUUAUGGACUGGAGUAUAAAGAUUUAUAUUGGUGUCGAGCCACAGGUGUUGUCACUGGUUGUGUUGAUGUACGUGUAAGUGUGUAUGUUGUGUGGUAAAUGGUACGCAAAAAACCUCAUCUCAUUUUGAAAGGCUAAAAGCAGCGGUUUUCAGCUGGUGUCAUGUACGGAUCAAACGUUUUACACAAGUUGUGACUAUGUAACUAACUUCAGCCACAAGAGGUCAGUAGAGGACUAAGAUAAUUAUUGAUACAGUAAUAAUAAAGGCCCAAACUCAACUUCCCUCUUUUAGGUUUUGACAGUGGGAAAAGUUAGAUUGUGAUGAUUUACGGUUCAUGAUAAUACGAUAUUAUCAAGAUUAAGAAAGUUGGUGUAGCAGCUGCAUGUAAGCUCUGUACUCAUGGGUUUAAGAGACAUGUUUAAGAGACAUUUUGAGGACUUAUGACCAAUUGAAAAGAUAGAAUAUUUUGUUUUGAAUUGGUAAGUGCUAUGGCAACGGUGCAUUCACUUACCCCAAGGCAUAGGAAUCGUCAGAAAAUGCAAUAUUCUGACCAGCGGUGGGACAUAACCAAGUAAAAAUAGUAAAGUACUGUACUUAACUAUACAUUUUAGGUAUCUGUACUUUACUUAAGUACAUUUAUAGUGAAUACUUUUUAGUUUUACUUCACUACAUUUGAAAGUACUUUAUGCUCCUCUACAGUUUUGAACUGGACUGAAAAGUAAAAGUAUUUUUGAUUAUUGUUUGAGACCUGCAGAAAAGGCUGAGAGUUUAUUUUUAACAUAAUUUGAGCAAACUAAAAUAUAAAAAUAAAAAUAGGCACAAACAAAACAAAUCGAUUCAAUUGUUUCAGCACAAAUCUGUAUCAAAAUCACUACAUUUGAAGCUUUAUUAGAUCUUAAUAUGUGAGCACUUUUUACUCUUUAAGUACAUUUUGAAACGGGUACUUUAAUACUUUUACUUAAGUCAUUUUUUCAUAUGAUACUUUAACUUUUACUUGAGUAUUUCUUUGCUCUGGUAUCUGUACUUGUACUUAAGUAACAGAAUUGAGUCCUUGUUCCCUUAGUGAUCCUGACCCCUUGUGGUUGGGGUUAGUAUGCAUUAUGCUUUAUCUUACACUAAAGUGGUUGUGAUUCUCAGUCUACGAUCUGAUAAAAACAUUCCUCGUGUCUGGUCCUUCACACACCAGCUGAGAAUCCCGGCUGUUACGUAAUCAAAAAAUCAAAAGCACAGGUUUAACUACACUGCCAUUAGCUUUAGAGACACAUUUAUCUGUCUCUUAUUGUUUAUAUUUGGACCAUCAUAUAAAGACGCAUUACGUAACUUUUCUGGAGGGAGGUUUGCCACUAUUCAGUUGCCAUUGCUUUGCCUGGAAUGUCCCUAAGCACGGCAUUAAACUGACCUGUCUGGCUUUUAUUCAAUUGCGGCAUACGUAAAUAAGAAGGUAUGCGUUGUUAGCGUGAGCGGGAUCACCUCUCCACAGACCUGACUUGUAACUUGGCCCGAUGGCUCGCCUGCUUGUCUCUAUGGAAAUACAAACAGAUAAUGUCAUACAGUGGAAAGCAAUAACAUCUCCAAGGAGUUGAAUAAGCGGUAGUCCCUCCUCUAGAAAAGUUACGUAGUGCGUCUUUAAGUACACAGGGUUGAAUAACAGUAUUGAUGGAUGUAUAUAAAACUGAGCACAAAGCUGAAUUGAAGUAGGCCUAUGAAAAGUAACAAUACAAAGGUAACAUGGCUGCUUAAGUAAUAUUAGCAAUAGCACUAUUAUUUACAAGCACAACUUACAAGUCUGCUGUAGCCGUUACCCUGACGACAAGCAAAAAUAUUGUACUUUAUUUUACAAUAUUUGAUCGUAAAAUAGCACAGAAAAUAGGUUAAACUUAGCAACAAUGUAUUAUGAUGGAUGUCUUCUUCUGGAAACUUGAAAUAACAUGACUUUUUAGCUGUGUGUAUGUGUGUGCCAGUGCCCCCUAGUGCCCUUCAUAAGUACUGUAGUUAGGUGUAGUGUUUUUAAACGAGAAAAACUUUCUUCGGUGUAUGUGAACGAGUGUACAAAUUAUAUGCAUUUGUAUUGUACUAUAUGGACCUGUACUGAUCAGAAAUAUAUAACACAUUGUCAAUAGAUUAUAUAUUCUUUUAAAAUCAACGUAAACGCAAGAUAUGAAAGAUAUUUGUAAAUGAUUUCAUGUUUUGUCGCGGUUUCUGUCUCCACUUGUCUUAUAGCUGUAGUGUUAGAUAUUUAAUGAGCUGAUGUCUUUGCCCAUAUUUUAUGAUUUUACAGUUUAUCACAAUUGCCAAUGUAACAAAGAUAAUCACUUGAGAAUGAAGACGCUACUUCUUUUUUUUUUUUUUUUUUUGCUUUGGUGAAUAUUUAAUGCCAGUUGUUGGGUAGAGGCUGCAAGACAAAAUGGCUGCUAAUAAGUGAUAUAGCAAUAAUAACAGUAGCUUUAUUACUCCAUAAUUUGAAAGUGAUGGUUUUAAGAUGGUGAAUUGUGGGCUGAAAAAAAUGAAAUCUGUAAAACUGGACAAAAAGUUGUUGGGGUGAAGACGUUUCGCUGCUCAUCUAAGCCUCUUUUUUCAGUUCUGGGACCAUAAUGAAAUGAAAUAGUCGUCUUUGUAGCGAGGAUUUGGAAGUUAGACAUUAUAUGGGCCGAUCAUUGCAUUUUGCUUCACUUAUCUGAAAAAUGCAUUCACAAUUCUGCUGCUAAUUACAGGAAAAAAGCAAUAAUUAAAAUUCGAAAACACAGAUCGUAGUCGUGGUAUCAGUGAACAUAUGUGAGGAGAAUGUAUUGUGCUGCUAACCCACUGUACUAAAUUAUACUGUAUGUUUAACACUGAAAGUAAGUGGGCUGUUCUGUUUAAUUAUUCCUAUCUGAUCACAGUUUUGUCAUAUUUGUGCAUAUUGUAAACUGUGUGAGCUUGUAAUGCAUUUAACUUGGUCAGUCAUCCUAACUUCCAACAGGAACUAGCUCUGCAAAUCCGAGUUUUACUGUCAAAUUAGUGUAAAGAUGAAACGUUUGAAUUUUGUGAAUAUAUAGGCCUAUCUGUUUGGUUUGAAUAACACAUGUUUGAGUGUUAAAAGCCACUUCACUUGUCAAAUUUAAAAGUGGGUAACUGGCCAGGCUACGUUGUUCAACUCCUGUAAUUCUAUAGUAAAGUGAUAUCUUAAACUUUUAUGAAUGAAUGUCCCAAUACAAUAUUUAAUAACGCUAAUAACAACACUUUUAGCCGAAAAUAGCAAUUGUGACAAACUGUAUUGUAAUUGCUAUCUCCCUCCCAGUAGAGUGUUGUUUUUGUUAAAAUUUUAACCUCUUGCAUUUCAUUGUGUGUCCAUAUAUUUCAAUGUUAUGCAGAAAAAUGUCUAAAAUGUACCAUAACCAUCCAGUGUAUAUGAAUGCAAUGUUUCCCCAUGUGGAUGUGUACGUUUGUGUGUGUUAUAUAAGAAGUACAGCUGCAUAAAACCUCUUUCACCAUAAAUUACAUGAUAAGGCACAACUCAAGUGGCUAAUACGACUAUGGAGCUAGGCCUCUGCAUUGUACUGACCCUAUCUGUGUAACAGUAUUGAGAUCAGCCAGCACUUAUAAAUAUUGUACAGAUACCCUUUAUAUGGAUAUGCAUAUCUAGUUUAUAUAUUGUAAAUAGUAAUCAGAGUGUAGUCCAGGGUCAAGUAUCAAUGUAAUCAUUUUCAAAGUGCUUUUAAACCUUUUUGUCCCUCUUCGAUUCAUGUCUAUUUUCUGGUAUCUAUACUGUAUAUUUUAAUAUGUUGCUGGCAGUCAUUGUAAUGUAAACAAUGUUGCAAUAAAGAUAAUGAGAUAACAUU